AUGGUCCCAGGCGGAUGGGUACAAUUGACCGAAAUAUACUUCAACGUUCAAUCGGACAACGGCUCGAUUACCGAGGAACAUGCUCUGAGACGAUGGAGCACACAGUUCCUGAGGUCAUACGAAGGAACAAAGGAUGUGCGUGUAGGAACACGGUUGAACAAUCUUCUUCGGGACAGAGGUUUCGAAGAUAUUGACGCGAGAAUGAUUCCUCUUCCUCUUUCGGCGUGGUCCACUGGUGAGUCCUCACUUCCCGUUUCGUUUGCGGGCUGCUCAACCGGUGUGCUAGACCAUAGAAUGCGAGAAAUCGGCAUGCUUAACCGAGAGAACGUCAAUAACCUCCUUCCAUCAUUGGCACUGUACCCAUUGACACAGAUUUCUGGCAUGCCUCAGCAAGAUUUCCAGGAACUCAUUACUCAAGCACGAGAAGAAGCGGAAACAGCGAGCCUGAAGGCAUACUUUCCCUUGUAA
This is a messenger RNA of Aspergillus viridinutans, 468 nucleotides long. RefSeq lists its product as uncharacterized. Lineage: Eukaryota; Fungi; Ascomycota; Eurotiomycetes; Eurotiales; Aspergillaceae. The record is from RefSeq and is a predicted model, not a curated record. The transcript is spliced from 2 exons. The coding region runs from base 1 to 468 and encodes 155 amino acids.